AUGCCGGUAACGCGUAGCCUCGCCAAGUCUUCAUCUUCCUCGACUCUCGGGACUCCUGUCCCCCCAUCCGACUCCAAGCCUGUCAAAGGGGAAGCCCGCGCGGGCUCUGUCCUCGCCAUCUUCCAUGAUCUGCAGGAUGAUUAUCCCCUACAGGGUCGCGACGCUAAGCUCCUGCGCGACGCUACUUCGUCGGCUAUUUCGCAGGUGUGGGACGACACUUGCGCGACCGCUGCAAUGCUGACCCGCAAAAUUAAUGAAGGCAAUACGGCGCUUAAGGAGAAAUUGAACGAGUCUUUUGCCGCUGUCGGCAAGCGUCUCGAUGCUCUCCCGGCUGUUGCCAUGCUUCAACCCGACGCCCAGACCCCUAAGGUUAUUCCCUUCUCGGGCGCUACGGAUACUGGCGUCCAGUUUUCCAUUUGGUUACGGCGCCUCGAAGAUAUCAUGCGCAUGCGACCGGUUCCUCUCACCGAUGAGCAGCGGGCCAAUUUUCUUAUUGGUCAUCUUGAUGGGGUGGCCCGCGAAAAGGUGGAGGAGCUGGACGGUGACUCCAAAAAGAGUUACUCCACAAUUGUCAGCCACCUAACUGCAUUCUUCGAAAGUCCUCAGCAGCGUUACGUUGCUCGUCAAAAACUAUCGGCAUGCCACCAAGAACCAGGCGAACCGUGCACAUCGUUUGCUAACCGGGUGCUCAACCUGGUUCGGGCGGCCACCUCGGGCCAGGACCCCUUCACGCAAAAGGAACGAGUCCUUGAGGAAUUCGUGGGCCGCCUACGGGGAGACACUCGUUAUUUUGUCAAGCUGGAUAACCCCGUCUCCUUUGAGCAAGCGGUGGCCAAAGCCCAAAUGGUGGAGCAGCUUUUGAGCGAGGCCACAGCUGACCGUCUUCUUCACCCCGCGUCAGCCCCAGCCUCCGUACAGGUUGCAUCCCGCUCUUCCCGCCCGGGAAAUUAUGGCUCGACCCAACGCUCCUCCUUUCGUUCCCGGACUUCACCACAACCCUCAGGGGUCCGCCGCAUCCCGGCGCCACAACCGCGUAUAGCCAACGAUUUUCGUUGCUUCACUUGCCACGGUUACGGCCACUUUGCUAAUGUCUGCCCGUCUACUCGUCGGUCUCCCAGCUUUUACAUCCUCGACCUCUCGCGGAUCUGA
This is a messenger RNA of Cooperia oncophora, 1149 nucleotides long. The record is from the annotation of a GenBank genome assembly. Lineage: Eukaryota; Metazoa; Nematoda; Chromadorea; Rhabditida; Trichostrongylidae.